AUGGCAGAAGGUGAUGGGAUUGAGGGGGUUGGGCGGUUCUUGGCAUUUCAUCCGAAAGGUGGGCUCUCCAAGCCUCUUAGUGAUACCUCAGACCCACUCCAGCCAGUGGAAUCAAAUGUCUUUCAUGGAUCUGGAGUAUGCAAAUGGUUCAACGUUAGAAUGGGCUUUGGCUUCCUUACAAUGACCAAGAAAGAAGACGUUGAUCUGGAGACUCCUGUAGAUGUCUUUGUGCAUCAGAGUAAACUGCACAUGGAAGGUUUCCGCAGUCUAAAGGAGGGAGAAUGUGUGGAAUUCACUUUCAAGAAAUCUUCAAAGGGCUUGGAAUCCACACGAGUGACAGGACCAGAGGGUGCUCCUUGUAUAGGAAGUGAGAGGAGACCCAAAGUAAAGGGGCAACAGAAAAGAAAGUCAAAGGGGGACAGAUGCUAUAACUGUGGAGGGCUGGAUCAUCAUGCCAAAGAGUGUAAUUUGCCACCUCAACCCAAGAAAUGCCACUUCUGCCAGAGUACAAGCCAUAUGGUGGCUCAGUGCCCAGUGAAAGUGGCACAGCCUGCCAGUUUACAAGAGAAACCUGCCAUUGAUGAGUCAAGCCCAGCAACUACAGAGUAGCUGGAAAGCUUUAAGCCAAAUUUACACUAUUUGCUUUGUCUUCCUGCACAACUAUCAUCUCAUAUGUAACAAGUAAUACAAGAUGGAUAUGGCUUAUACUUAAUGUAACAUAAGGGAGUUUGAUAUUGCUGUUUGGCAAUGUUAGACAAUCUACAACACAAAGCACAGAAAUAGUGUAAACUUGGCAUAGCAUCAGGAGCAGAACUGGGGCUGAGCAAUAGUCUUAGAGUGGGACAGAAAAAUCGAAAUUCUUGUAAAAUGUUUCAAGUUGU
This is a messenger RNA of Hyla sarda, 881 nucleotides long. It is a transcript of the gene LIN28A, whose product is annotated as lin-28 homolog A. Lineage: Eukaryota; Metazoa; Chordata; Amphibia; Anura; Hylidae. The transcript has 4 exons. The record is from RefSeq and is a predicted model, not a curated record. Gene Ontology annotation, molecular function: zinc ion binding; nucleic acid binding. The coding region runs from base 1 to 609 and encodes 202 amino acids.